GCAAUUUAAUUAAAAAGCAUAAAAAGUUAAUAAAGUUAAAUAAUAUAAAGGAUACGAGUAUAGGGGAAGACAUAAUUUUGCUGUUUGAUAAACACAAAAUCGUAGUAAGUGAAGCAAAUAGUUCUCUUCAUUGUUCUAAAGUAAUUUAUGAGUUAAGAUAUAAUAUUAAAGCAAAAAAGUGAAACUCACCCUGACAUUUCAGGUGAAAAAUUGUUUACUGAAUAGUAGCAUUUAGUAUAAUAAGAUGAAAAUGCCAAAAGUAACAACAUCAAAGAUUUGUAAGGUCAUGAAUAGAAAAAUGAAGCUGCUAUCAGCAGUAAUAAAAUUAAGGAUAACCUACCAAGCAAUAAUACUGAUAUGCUUGAUAAGAUUUUUGGAGUGAAAAAUUUAAAAAAUAGUUUAAUUUAAGGUUCUGUUGAAUAAUAAAGCUCGAAUAACAGUAGUAUAAUUGGAGAAGAAGGUUCUUAUGAAAAUAUUUUAUAAGAUUGUCUCCACUAACUUAAUGAGAUAGAUGUAAUUAAAAACGAUGAAAAAAACUAACAUAGAAUCAAUGAUAGUAACGAGAUGCAAGAUAAGGAAACGAAUACUAAUCUAAAUUUAACUGCUGAAGAAAAUGCUAACCCAAAAGUUAUUGACGCCACUGAAAAUGCUAUUAAUAUGCUUUUAAAAAGAGCAUAUGAUAAUGUAAAUUUAUCUGAAAGUAGUAUUUUGCAAGAAUAAUCAGAAUAGCAAGGAAUCAAAGAUGAAAAAAAUUAGAAACAAAUACUUUUUGACCAGUUUUAAAAUAAGAGCAAUGAUGCUCAAAAAGUCUAAAUUAAACGAGUACAAUCCUAAGAAAAUUUAGAAAACAAAUAAAAUUCUCAAUCACCAAGCAUAAAGUUAAUAAUUAAUGAUGCUUAGGAUUCUACUCCUUAAUCUCUGUAUUUAGAAACUAAAGAAAGCAUUGUUCAAGAUAAGGAUAAUAACUUUUUGUAAGGUAAUACUCCAGAAUCUCAAGAUGCCAACUGUUCAAAUUUUUUAUCUGUCAGUUAACAUAAUGGUGAUAAUUCUGCUCCUAAUGUAUCGCUUUUUGCCUAGAUGACUAAAUAGUAAAAUAAAAAAGAUAUGAAGAACUGGGCCUUUAACAAGAGUUUUGUAGGCAGAGGUUCAGGUAAUUUAACAACUACUGCUAUUGGAGCGAAUGGUAAUAAUUUGAGUUCUAUGUCUUCUUUUGUUUUGCAAAAGAAAGUAAGUAUGCAACAUUAAUAAGGGGGAUUAGGAGAUAGCAAAGAUUUUGACCAGCUAAAUGAUAGCACAAACAAUAGUAGAUCUAUUAUAGAAUAAUUAAGUGAAUCAGUACCAGCAAGCUCUUAGCCUAAAAAAACUCUUAGCUUAAUUGGGAGCAAUAAAAAAAACAUUAAAAUAACUAACACAACAAGCAAAGAAUUAAAAAAAUAUAAUUUUUAAGAUGACGAUAUCAUAAAAGUUGAUAUUUAAGCUUACUAAAAACUUGCAUAAAGUUUUAAUAUUAGUUAAAAUAUUACUAUUUCUACCAAAACAAUGCUUAGCUAUUAAUUAUAAACAAUCACAUAAAAAAACUUAGUCAAUCAUAAAACAGUAAAUCCUGACUCUCCUACAAAAAUUCAAAGUGAAGAAAAAAAAGUAUUUUAGUUAAAUUCAGCAAAUAACAGCUCAGAAGAUUAAUAGAAGGGAGUAAUUGCUGAAUAAAAUUAAGAAUAGACAGAAGUUAUUAACAAAAUUGAAUAAACUAUUACAAAGAAAAUAGUUAUCCCAGUGCUUUUAUCUGUAAAAACAGAAGAAUAAAUGAUAUCAUAUUAGUAUUUUGAUUAGCUUGAUACCCACCCUAGCUAAAAAGAUAUUCAUAGUCUUCAUUAAAUAGAUUAAAAAAGUGAACACUAAAUUAUGGAAAAUAUAGAAAGAUAAAGAAGUUUAUCAAUUGAAAAAUUGCAUGAAGUAGCUAAUCAUGAUGAAAUAAAUGAAAAUAAGUAAGAUCUAACACAUAAUCAUGAUUCAAGUGGAUAUCAAUCAGAUUAAGACCAAAGUAAUAAUCGUGAUAUAACAAAGAUAUUAGAUGGCUUGCUGACAGUUGAAAAGUAAUAAACAGAUGAAAAUACUCAUGAUAAGUAACCAAAAAUAGAAGAAAAAGACUAGAGUGAAGGAUAGCAAGAGGAAUUUGAAUAAAAUGAGACUCACUCGCUUAGAAAAAUUUCAUAAAAAAAAGUUUUAAUUAAAUCAAUAUAACGCAAAGUAAAAACAAAUAAAGAAAAAGUUCAAAAAGCCUUGAAUGAAGAAGACAAAGAAAACUAAACUAAAUCUUAAUAACAUAGAAUAUCGAGCAAUGUUAAAAAUAUUUCAGGUCAGUUUAGUCUUGGCUAAUUAUAGCCUAUGAGAUUUCCUAUUGAUUUAAUAUGUGUAAUUGAUACAAGUGGAUCUAUGAAUGGACAGCCACUGGACUUAUUGAAAGAAACUUUGCUUUUCUUAGUAGACCUUUUAUAAACUGGAGAUAGAAUCUGUUUAAUUUAAUUUUCUACAAAUGCCUAGCGUUUGACACCACUACUUUCUAUUGAAUCUAAAGAUAACAUAAAGAGCAUUAAAAAUGAAAUUAAUAGAUUGGUUGCCAAGGGUGGAACAAAUAUAUGUCAAGGUAUGUAACUUGCAUUUGAUGUACUUAAGUAAAGGAGAUACAAAAACCCAAUUACUAGUGUUUUUCUUUUAAGUGAUGGAUUAAAUGAUGGUGCUGAAAAUAAAAUUAGAGACUUAUUAAAGUAAUUAAAUUUUUAUUAAAAUUAUAAUGAAGAAAAUUUUACAAUUCAAACUUUUGGGUUUGGUAAGGAUCAUGAUCCAAAUUUAAUGGAUAAAAUUUCUUAAUUGAUGGACGGUAACUUUUAUUAUAUUGGUGACAUCCAUAGAAUUGAUGAGUGCUUUAUUGAUGCUCUAGGUGGUUUAUUUUCUGUAAUUAGCCAGAACGUUUCGAUAAAUGUAUAAGUACCUUAAGAAAUGAGAGAAUAGAUUAGGAUAGUUAAAACAUAUGGAGAUAUCUGGCACACAAAAGAGCCCUAUUAUGAAUACUCAAUAAAUAUAAAUCAAUUACUCAGCGGUGUCUCUAAAGACUACAUUUUGGAAAUGGAAUUAGAUUCUAAACUUAUUGAGGAUUUGUAAUGCAUUCAUGAAAUCCAUUCUGAAGAAGAAAUAUAAUCUUCAGAGAAUAUUGGAAGUAAUAAAAAUUUUGAUCUCAAUUUAAUUUCUUGCUAAGCUACUUCAGAAUAACUAAAAAAUUCAAAGUAAUCUAUGAAUAUAUUAGAAGCUUAGUUAAUUGCUUCAAAUAUGUCUCUUGGUUUAAAUAAUUUUUCUGCUUCUUAGCCAAGCCUUCCAAAGGAUUAGCUUAGUGCAAAGUAAUGCUAAAGCUAAUCUGAAAGUGAAUCCUUUUCUCCAGAUUUGAUGUAAAGAGAAAAAAAUUAGUUUGUUUAAAUUAGACAAGAAAAAGCUGAUAAUUAAUGUAAUAUUUCUUCUGGUGCCGAGUUCAUAUUUGAAAAAUAUGGUUCAUGUACAAACAACUUAGCUUAACAGGCAGGUUUGAAUUCAUAAUCAGAGCUAUCAUAAUAGUCUAUGAAUACCCUUACUAAUGGAGCAGAAGAAGCUUUUGCUUCAUCAUCACAUGUACAACUAGAUAAAAAGGAAUAAAGGAGUAUUCCUGAAAUGAAUAGCGAUUAAAUUAUUAAGAAAGAUGUACUCAACUUACAAAAUCAUAGGCAGAUAUAAGAAAAUUUAGUGAAAUUGCACUAUUUAAGAGUAAAGGGAGCAGAAGGUCUUGAAAAAUGUUAAGCAUUAGCUCUUUAGAAGAAAUUUGAUGAAGGUAACGAAUAUGUUAGUAAACUUUUAUAAGAAUUGAACGAACAACCAGAAGAAACAAAAAAACAUUUACAGAAGCUAAUUUUAGAUCUUACUGAAGCUUAAGAUACUCUUAGCAAAAAAGUAGGAGAGUAAAUAGGAUGGCAUCGUAUGAUUUCAUGUAAACGUAUGCAUAUGGAAUAGCGUUCUGCAGGAACAGAUUUAACAUACUAAAAUUCUGUAUAAAAAAUAAUGGUUUAGCGCAGAAAGAGCUUUAAAGAUUAGAAUUCUAUCUAAAGCCUUACAGAGACGAUAACUAAGCUUUAAAGUUCCGGAGCAGCAUUUAGCAGUUCUUAAAAAGAAAAGAAAGAUAAAGAUGAGUCGAAUAAUUUAAAUUCAACCUCUUCUGAUUCUUCAGAUAGUGACUCUGACCAAAGUGGAGAUGAAUAAAAACCAAAAUAAAUGAGUGACAAUGGUAUUUUGAGGAAAAAGAAGUCUUUUACUGUAAAUCCUUCUCAUUCUUACUAAUCUAAAGAUUAAUAAGAUUCAGAUAAUAAUAACUGUGAAGAAGAUAUUAAAAAUAAUAAAUAAUAAAUUGAAAAUUCAAAAACAAUACAAGAAAAUAGUAAUCUGAAAAUUUAGUAAGAUUGA
Molecule: messenger RNA, 4479 nt
Organism: Tetrahymena thermophila SB210
Lineage: Eukaryota; Ciliophora; Oligohymenophorea; Hymenostomatida; Tetrahymenidae
Product: von willebrand factor type A domain protein
Exons: 3
Source: RefSeq, a predicted model, not a curated record